Brassica rapa (field mustard) is the source of this 14084-nucleotide messenger RNA. RefSeq names its product retrovirus-related Pol polyprotein from transposon 17.6. NCBI's taxonomy places the organism in Eukaryota, Viridiplantae, Streptophyta, Magnoliopsida, Brassicales, Brassicaceae. The record is from RefSeq and is a predicted model, not a curated record.
UGCUGAGAUUCAAGAGUGCUAAAAAGUUGUGGAAUUGUUGAAAUAUAACAGGAAUAAUGGGUUUUAAUAGCAUACCAGAAUAGCGUUUUUUACGAUUAUGCUAUGUUUUUGAUACCCGUGUUUUAAACAUAGCGUUUGCCUUUUACGAGACGCUAUGUUCGAAUGUCGACUUAAAAAAAUUAAAAUAAGCGUACAGUUUUGACGGAGACGCUUAUGUAUUAUAGCAAAGAAACAUAAAAACUGUUAUCUUUAGUUAGUGCGGUAAUGCCCGCGACACUUAGAAAAUUUUUGGCUCCUAAAAUUAAUUAAGCUCCAAAAAAAAAUAGAAACCCCCAAAAAUUAGGGUUCUCCCAUCUCUUGUUUGUGUCUCCCCCAUUUCCUCCAUUCGAUCGAUAAUCUGAAACCAAAACCUCUCAUUUCUCUGAAUCUAGCUCACAUCAAAUCUCACUCUCAAUUAUCAAGCUCUUUACUUAUCUCAUCCAGAAUCGGCAAAAUCACGUCCCCUCUGAUCGAAAUCCAUCUCCAAUCUGUCGUAGGUGAACUCGGGUUUUCUCACAUUGUCUCCAAUUCUGAUUGUUAACCGUUUAUCUCUUUCGUAGUAGUGAUUUAAUUGCAUGUUUAAUUGAUUCGUUUUUGUGCUCUCUGUUGCAGGGAGAUUUCGUUCCAGAGUUUUCGAUUAAGGUAUCGUUUUUGUGCUCUUUAGGUUUCUCGAUGAAGAUUAUAAUUUGCUGGGUUUAUUAACACCGUUGUCUUCUUUUGUAGCUAGGUCAAAUCAAAGUUCAAGAAAUCUAUCAGGUAAAAUUAGUAACAAAACAAUUCCAUUUAAGAACUCUCAUUCUGUUUUGUUCUUUGUGGGUUGAUAAAGUUAAUCACUUGUAUGUAAACUUGGUUUGGAGCUGAAACAUGGACAAAUCUUGGGUUUGGUUACCAAGGUAUUAACUUCACUUCACACUCUUUUAAUUUCUCGUUUAUGUAUAUCUCAUUAUGCUAAACUGUUUAUCUCUCACUUGUGGUAACUCGACAGGAAUAGCCUUGAGUAUGAGAAAGGAGCCAAUGACUUUGUGUCUUCUUCAUCGAGCCGUUUAGGUGUUCCAGCUGAAAUGUUCUGCCCUUGUGUUGAUUGCCACAAUGUCUGCCAUCAGUCUAGUGAUACAGUUUUCGAGCAUCUUGUGAUUAGAGGGAUGGAUCCGAAGUACAAGAUUUGUAAAUUCUGGUCUAAACACGGAGAUAUAAGGCCUGAUAAGCCAUGUGAUAUCAACUCGUCUGAGAAUGAGGCGUAUGAGUUGUUUAGAACAGCUUUCAUGGCAAGUGAAGACUAUCAGUCAGCUCAGCAGGAGAGUUCAGAGGCGUUUGCGGGUAUUGACAGACCAGAAGAAGCUGAGUUCAGAAAAAAAUUGGAGGAUGCAGAAACUCCGUUGUACUCUCAGUGUGCUAAAUACACGAAGGUUGCUGCGAUCAUGGGACUCUACAGGAUUAAGGUCAAAAGUGGGAUGUCUGAGAGCUAUUUUGAUCAGUUAUUGGUGUUAAUUCAUGACAUGCUUCCGAAGGAGAAUGUGCUACCUAAGUCUACAGAUGAGGUUAAUAAAUUUCUGAAACAGUUUGGGUUUGGGUAUGAUGUCAUCCACGCCUGCAAGAACGUCUGUAUCUUGUACAGGAAGAAGUAUGAGGAUUCGGUCAGCUGUCCAAGAUGCAGUGAAUCAAGAUGGGAGAAGGAUCAGCAUACUGGUGAAGAGAAGGAAGAUGUACCACAGCUUUGUCUUCAAAAGUCAGAGCUACCAAAAACAAGGCUCAACUACAGAUAAUUAAGCCCAGCAACAUACAAUCUGCGACUGCGUGGAACAAUUGGGUUAAAGGAAGAUGUACCACAGCUUUUAAGGUAAUAUAAAAUGUGGAUUGAUUAGAGUCUGUGUAUAUUAAUAUUAAUUGACUGAAAUUGUAAUGUGCUUGUUUAGGAACAAAGUGAUAAAUACAGGGAACUCAGGAAGGGACAAAUUCCUCAUACCACUAGUCGUAAAGGGAUGAUUCGACUUGCAGAUGAGAUGGUAUGUUUGUAUUUUCCAAACCUUUGGAAUUAUAAAUAAUUUCAAUUGCUGACAACAAAUUCAUAUAAAUUGUAGAGGAAAAACAGUAGUGAUCCUAGAAGGUAACUAGAACAAAGGUUUGGGUCGCUGGUCACACGCAUUCUGAUGGAAGACCUGUGAGUCAAGAAUUUGCAGAAACAAUAGUAAGAUGAUUUUAUUUCGUAGAUUUAAAUUUACUUGCAAGUUUGUUAGUAUGAGGACAUUUUACAACAGUCGUUAUAUAUGUUAAUGCAGGAGAAGAUUAAGAGAAUUGGCAGUGAAAUGGGGUCAAGUUCAGAUAAUGUCGGUAAAGAUGCUGUCGCUCAGGUGCUAGGAAAGGAUAAACCAGGAAGAAUUAGGGGGAUGGGGAGAGGGGUUACUGCAACCAAGUUGGCAUUCUUACAUGCUAGAGACUCCCAUGUUCAGAAGCUUCAAGAUACGCAAGCAGAACUAAUCAACAAGAUUGAAGAUUGGCAAAAUGUGGUCAAAGACUUAGCCGGCCAAAAGGUAAGUUCCUUACAAUAGAUUUUUGACUAUAUAGCCUUUUAAGUGCUAUCUGGCUUUAAGAAUCUUGUUUAUUUCUGUCUGUGUUAGAAAAAAAACGAUUAUCGUUCUAGCUAUGAAGUAAGUGAUAUUAGCUAUGAUGAUGUCGUUGUUGCUGAAGGAGAAUACCACUCUAGUGAACCCUAUUAUAAGAUUGGUCGAAUUCCAUUGGGUUCAAUUGCGGCUGCUGUAGUAGUGACGUCUGUCUCAGUAGAAACAGCAUCUAUAUGGAGACCUACAGCAACUUGUGCUAGGCUUGCUCAGGCGGUUGGAGUGAAAAUUGCAUGGCCAGCUUAUAAGAUAAUCCUGGACGAUGAUAUUGACUUAUCAAGCAAUGGUAACAUCAACGGAUCAGAGGUAAUUAUAUAUUGUUAAGAUCUUCCCUAAUAUACAUUGAAUACAUGACUACUGAAAUUUAUCUUUUUUUAAUGAUUCAUCCUACGGAUGCGUCUUUUGGAAAAGUUCAAAUCUUUGACUACUGGAAAUCAGAAGAAGAAUUAAUUGCUGAGGGUGUAUUGUUGUCGACUGAUCCUGUUGAACUAUUGAACCAAGUACCGCUAGGACCGAAUGCUGCAAUUCUUAGAGUGUAUUUGGGUUGUGAAAUCUGAUGCUUUUAUUUGGAGACCUACUCGUGAAAUGACCAAGAUGGGUGAUGCCCUACGUGGGAAAAUUGCAUGGCCUAUCGAUAAGAUACUACUACCUGAUGAAGAUUCACCAAAAGAAUCAAACAAGAAUUCCAUUCAGAGUGGUAGUAACAGCAGUGGCUGUAGCAGCAAAGGUGGUAAACAGAAGUGCGCUCUCUUGGACUGUAAUAAUUCUGGACACAGAGUGGCUUUAGGUCGUGUGUUCUCAACUGAUCCAGCAGAGAAGGUGCAUUUCAUCCCUUUAGGUCCCAAUGCUUCUAAGGUUUGGGUAGAGGUUUCCGAGUACGAUGGGGCACGAGUGUGGAGGCCAAACUCAGAAAUUGAAUACAUUGGUGAUGCAGUUGGAAGCACGGUGGCUUGGCCAAAUGACAAACUUGUUUUAUUGUAAGAAAGAUCUGUUGCUUUUGAACUUGUUAUGCUAUUAUGCUAGUUGCAGCACACUUUGAACUUGUUAUGCUAUUAUGCUAUUAUGUAAUAUUUGACAAGAAUGUUUUAAUGUUGAAUCUUUGAAGUUUAUGUUUCAUAAUAUAAUGUCUAACAAAAAAAAAUCGAGUCUAUAUAAAAAUAAAUAUAUAUAAAUUAUUAAAUGAAAUAUAUAAAUAUUAUAAUUAUUUAAAUAUGCUAUAUAUUAGCAUCAAUAUUAGCUGCUAUAAUUUCAAAAUAAUAUAUAUAGCAGGAACUAUUAAUUGCUAUAUAUGAAUUAAAAAUAACUACUCGAAAACGCUGUUAAUAAUAUUUCUAAUAACAUUAAUGACGCGCUAUUAAAUAGGUUACUAUUGCAAAUACAAAAGCGCUAAAGAUUUCGAAGAAACGAUAGCACCGCGAAAAAGUGUUAUCUAAUGUGCCAUACCUACUAUGACGGGCGAUGAUACAGCGUUCCUUAAACCGCUGUUGAAUUGUUAGAUAACGUUUUUCGUCCACUAGUAAAGCCCAUUUUUCUUGUAGUGAUAUCAUCUCUAAGUUAUUACAUUUAGAGAUGUAACUGAUAUGACAAGAUUCUAUAUGAACAUACUAAAUCUAAUAAAGAGAUUAUUCUCUUAACAUGAAUAUGAUAGUAUAAUAUUCACUAAAGCCUAAAGUCAAAAUGCAUAGACAUGAUCCAAACUUAUACAAGAAUAUAAGUAUUCGUCGUUUUAUCGUAAAGUUUCAACGGUUACUCCGAUUGAGACGAAACAAGAGAAAAUUUGACCAAGACGAGUAUAUGGAAAAGACUGAUCCAACUCGCCAUUGGGAAAAGACUGAUCCAACUCGAUGUUGGUCGAGUUGGAUUGGUUGAUCGAACUCGCUGUUGGGGGAGUUGGAUGAGGUUCGUCCAACUCGCCGAACCGCGAGUUGGACUUGGCUUAUCCAACUUCCCCAAUGGCGGGUCAGACGAUGUUGGUUUGGCUGUUCCGAUGCUCGGGAAAUGUCCUUUUGAUGGGUUGAAUGAUCCCUUGCGAGGAGCUUGUCGUGCAAUAGUUCUUAAAAAUACAAAGUUUUAGUUUUCUGUAUUCUUAUUUUCUUUUUAGAAAGGUUUCUCGGGAACUUCCUGACAUUGAUUUUUUCGUUACCGAUUUUGACCCCAACUGUUAGCCCCCCAGCUCGCAAGUUCUGAUUUCGAUUCUUGCGUGCUGUUAGGUAGGUUAGGCAAGUUAGGCGGGAUCAAUGACCGAAAGUCCGAGAGUGAAUAGUAGAUUUUCCUUUCACUUAUGUGGAGUAAGUUUUCAAAAUCUUUAUUUGCUCACUUCCACAAGAAUUUCUUAAUGUAGAAAGAUCAUUCUCUCCGGCCCUUUGUUGCUUUUGGAUUAUGUCUCAAGAUCAGAGAGAUUCAGACAAUGUUUUGCUUUCUUACUUCGAUACUAAGAGCCUCGAAUCCCCAAAUAGCCAAACCAUCGUAAAGACCUAAUUUGUGGCAUAUUCAGUUCAUCCUAAGGAAGCAGACAUAUAUUGGAGGCCCAGGAGGUUCCUCCGAGUGAGUUGUAGCUUCCUCCUAAGUCUAGUAACAAAAGAGUCAUUGGCUGUCUGAGCCGCAGCCAUCCUUCGUACCUAAAGGUCAUCCGACGUUUCUGCCAUAUUCCAGACUCGGUGGAAUUUCGACUUUCAUAGGCUGGGGAACAUGCUGGUGCUCCUCCGGAUGGUUAUUUCACGUGUUACGAAGCUCAUUUGUUGUGUUGCCGUUUGUGGUCCCCCAUCCCGGAGAUAAUCGUUCGGAUCCCAACCGGUUUGGAUUCUCGAUAAGACAGAUUUUGUUUACAGGUUUGUAACAUCUUGUCGGGAUCUUGGUCUUGAGUUACGAGUGGGGAUGACUCUCGACACUGAUUAUCUCGAGGCUUUAUUGCAGCCAAUGGCGAUUAGGAAUUCACGGAUGUGCAGUUUGGCCCCAAGGAUGAAUAUGGCGACAAUCAAGAGGUUUGCUUCAAACUCGCACGAGCUUUGGAAACAUUCCUUUUUCGUACACAUAGACAGUGCGUCUGUCGAGGAUAGCUGCAUCCCCACAUUACAGAGUCGAUGGGGUAAGGGUAUCUCGAUCAGAUACCUGUCAAUUCGUUUUCAAAGAUAACCAACAUUCUUCCUCCGUGUCCUGAGGACAUACACAACGUUAGAGAUAUUCUCCAGGGUGGACCAUACUUUUGAGGCCACUUUUCCCCAUAAUGAGUUCGUCUUGUAGUGGCUUAUAACCGUUCUCGACUUCAACAUGAUUUGCUGGUCGAAGAAGAAUCGGAAACGAGUAUGGAAGAAUUUGUCCCCUAUGACAUUCCAAAUUAAAGGGAGAGAUCAAGAUCUCCCAAGAAUAAGCAUAUUGCUGUGGAUGAUGCAGUCGACUGGAUGGAGUAUCUGACGGAUGAGUUGUUCCAUAACUUCCUCUAUAGCCAGGCUAGUGGAAGCAUCACUGACCAGGCUGACCUGCCGGGAUUUGACAACUCUGCCUAUUAUUUCGACCACUUUUUCGAUUUUGGGAUGGGAUUCUGUUGAGUUGAAGGGGUCAAGGAUGUGGAACGGGGUUACUUCUCGCCUUUGGACGUUUUUGUAUGUAUAUAUAUUUUUUAACAUAAAGGACUUUACAAAUCCAAGAAAUUUCCGUAGGGCCUCCACCUCAUGACCGAGGCUCUUAAGGCGAGCCGCACGGAAGCACGCACAGCCUUGUUUUAAGGCUGAGCUGGCAGAGAAGAAGAUCGCCUGUUUGAAGGAUCAGGCUGCAGCUCCCUUCGUGAGAAGGAGUUAGCUGUGAAAGAAACUCGCAGAGCGUAUAGGAAGGGGAAGAUAGAGGUUUCUGACAUCGUGAAGAAUUGCUAUACCGAGUUUUUGAACGAGAUCUAGGAGCUCAGAAAGAUGUACAAGUUGUUGGGGUCAAAAACGGUUAUCUCGAAAUCAACGGCUAAGAUUAUUUCUUAUCUACGGAUUUUCCGCAAAACAAUCGCUGAAAAGAAAAACCGAGAAAACGAACAACCGAAACGGGUUACCCGGGGGACACAGCCCCGGACGCCAGGCGGCCAGUCCCGAACCACGGCCCCGGGCGCCAGUGGCCAGGCCGACGACACGGCCCUGGGCGCCGGCGGCCAGCCCGAACGUCACGGCCCGGGGCGCCAGCGGCCAGCCCGACAUCACGGCCCUGGGCGCCGGCGGCCAGACCCGCGUCACGGCCCCGGGCGUCGGCGGCCAGACCGACGUCAUGGUUCUAGGCGCCGGGCCAUUCGGCAAGUGUGGCCAAUUCUUCGUAAAACCAUCCCGAUGCUAGUCCAAUCCCGCACUUUGCAUCCUUACUCGGAGCCUCGCAGUUCGAAUCCUUAGAAUCGUGAAUCUAAAACUCCCAUUUCGUUUCGAUCGGAAUCAUCGGGAAAGUUUCGGAAAACCACGAAAGCUUCGGUUGAUGGAUAGAUCUCAAUUCAUCGUAUAAGACGAUGACGGUUAUCCUAAAACACCAUCAUCUCAACUAUAUGAAGAAUUGGAGAUCUUUCAGAAGAUCGAAAUCGUGACAAGAGUACUUUCUCGGAAAAAUCGCAAGAACGUCGAACGUUUAAAGAACGGCCCGGAAGGAUCCAAACAUGACCAAGUGGCCCGUUUACGAUUUUUUAAAUUAAGUUCGAGAUAAGUAUGACGGUUUUUGUUUAUCUUUACAUAACAAGAUAAAUAUCAAGUUUCCCGAAGAUAAAUGUCAAGUUUCCCGAUAAACAUGGAAGAUCGACGAAAAUGGAAAAAGCCCGAUUCGCGAUAGAUCUGGCAUAAAGGGAGAAUAGACCGACCUAGGAGGAGUAUAUAAAGAAGCUUGGGGAAGAGGGAGAGCCAUGAGAGCAAAUCCGAGAUCUAGAAACUUAGAGAAUUCAUGUUAGCUUAGAGAACUUAGGGCUUAGGUGGUUAGACUAGCAAGGCAAGACUUAGGACGUUUUGUAUUACAAUAAUGCACUUGGAAGGCCCAAAAAGAAAAAGAUCAUCGCAAGAAGCACAUCGUGAGAAAAAUAAAUAAAUAAAUUUGUUCCUUGAAUCUAAUCACACGUUUCUUGCUGGUCAAGUUAGUUUUUUUUUUUUGUCAACAAACGGCUAUUCUAUUACUCAAACAUGAGGUGGUCUGGGUAGGCAGACCGGAAUAGAACAAUCAAUAAAACAAAGAGAUCUAUGAAAAGAUCGAACAUUCCUAGCUAAAGAAUCAGCAAUUUCAUUAUGUGUUCUUGGCACGUAGGUGAUCUUGAAAUCCGAAUAACACAUGAGGAUGAUUUGAAUGGCUUCUAGCUCCGUUGAAAAGUUUGGCCAGGCUUGGGGUUCCUUUAUCAUAGGUAUCAGGUCCUUGCAAUCUGUACCAAAAUGUUGGCAGUUUGAAUGUUGAAGCAUGCUUUCCAAUGCCCAUUUCAAUGCUUCCAAUUCCGAGUGUAGUGCUGUCUCCCACCUCCUUAAAUUCCGUGUUCCUAUAAGUUGGAUCUUUCCCGUGUUAUCCUUCCAUACCCAACCAAUUCCACUGAAUAGAUCUGUGGAUGUCCAAGAGCCAUCCACCAUACACAUAUUAUUCAAGCUUAAGACUUGUACCACUUUAGUGUUUGGUGCCUGAGUGGGUUUAGGCAUAGACUCCUUAGCAUUAUACCAAGCCUGACAUUCACUCUCUGCAUACCUGACCAGUUCUAAAGGGUCCCUGUCAAUCCCCCUGAAUAGCUUAUCAUUCCUCGCCUUCCAUAUGUACCAGAUUAUCCAGGGAUAAGGGUCUCUAUCAUCUUCUGGCCUUCUAAUUGUAUUUUUCCUCCAGAAAAGGUAGUCCAUAUUGGCGUACAUACUCGAUAUGGGGAAAGUUUGGGGGUUUGAUCGCGUAGAUGAUAGUUCCCAUGCUUGUAACGCUGGCGGACAUUCAAAGAUCGCAUGGGUUACAUUUUCCUCUAGCUCUCCACAUCUUGGGCAGUAAUCAUCACACCGCAGAUUACGACGUAUUAAGUUCCUUGUUACUGCUACCUGUCCCGAAAUUAAUUGCCAUAUAAGAUGGUGAAUUUUCUGAGGUGCGUUCACUUUCCAAGAAAAGGCUUGAAGUUCAGUGAUGCUAGGUUGUGUAACUUCAGCUUCCUCCUCCGCAUCCAAUAUAUUUGUAGCAACCCUGUAAUAACCCUCUUUAAAGAGUAAAACACAGGCAAGGAAAAAUCUUGUAACAGCCGAGAAAAUUACUCAAGUAAGUGGAAGUCGGAUUGAUCUUUUCCCGUAGAUGUUGUGGAUCCCAAGGUACAUAAGAAAAAUUUAGAAAGUCUUAGAAUAGUUUUCCAUCUGAAGAAAUAAAUUCUUCACGAAGUUUAGUGGAUUGAAAAUGCUCGCGGUUCGGCCUCGAACGUCCUAAUCGGACGAGAAAAUUAAUCGAAAAUUUACUAUAAGGCCUUAAGAUAGGAAUGACCUUAGAGUUAUUUUAGAAAUGUUUAGGUCUAAGAAAUUUAGGUUUUUGUCAAGGAAAAACAUUUCCGCCAGCUCGGAUAAGCUUAUAACACGUUCGGGAUUUAAAUACGGCCCAUUAGGGACCAUCUACGAUGUGUUAAGCAUAUCCAGAAGCUUCUGGAGGAUGCAGCUGCUUGUCUACCUCCUUAAGCAGCUAGACAUGUGUUAAUCCUUUAUUGGAGAAUCCUCCAAGCAGCUCUGGCUUAUGUCCUAUUGGUUGAAAUGGUGGCUGGCCACAAAACUUGUUUUAAUUGGACAUAUUUGUGGCUGCACACCAAUCUCUCUCCAAUUGGUUGCAUGGGGCACCCAGGACACCUCCUGCUUGCUAUGCACGACCAAAACCCUCCCAUGAGCUCAUUCUCCAGCCUAUAAAUAGCAGACCACCCCCUUUAGUUAUUUCUUAUGCUUAGAACCCUAACCAUAGCAGCUCGAAAAAGUCAAAACCCUAAGGUAAAAUGUUUUUGUCUUUAGCUUUCUUUUUAUUUAAAUUUUUUUUUUUUUUUCUAAGUUAGAACUUGGGUAGCCUUUCUUACCCUACCCUUCCUGUAUUUAGAUUUCUAAAGCUCUAGAGUUUUCUGAUAAAAGUUUAAAGUGAAGCCGGCCGCGAGAUAGAAGCGUUUCCAGUCCAAAACUUUCAUCUAAGUGUUGAGGUCAGUCUCGGUUAUGGGUUAUGAUUGUUGUGUGUGCGACUAGCGCCUGCAAAACAAGAGUAACGGUUGAUGCAUUGCUAGGUUGCGCGUUUAGAUAUAUAAUGAUAUGAUAAUGAUUGAUGUUUGUGAAAGAUAUUGAGUUAUAUCGUCGGGCUUCGGCUCGAGGGGUAUAACAUGAUUGUGAUACAUUGAUAUUGUGUUGCAUAUACUUAUGUCAUUGCAUUAUAUUGUUUGGGCCUCGGCUCAGAUAAUAUAACAAGUUUGAUCAUAUCUUAACGGGGAAACCCGUAAAUCCACGGACUUGAUCCGUGAGAGUCCGACACUCGGGUGGAGUGUUGUGAGAGUCAUUGGUGUCCACUCGAGGCCCGUGCCUUGUUUGGGGCCUUACCAAAAUUAGUUCCGGGCAGGUCGCGAAGACACGUGUGAUAGGGUUAGCUACCCUCGACCGUGUAGCUGCAUGACGAUGCGGUUAGUGUGUUAUCCGGGCCAUCGGCUUUUUAGACUUUGUUUUCAGAGUCAAUGGGCGCAAGAAGGGAUGUGUUAUGGACUUUGUAUCGAGAUAGGAACCAAUGGCGAGAGGCAGUCCUCGAGGAUCGAUAAUGAUCUAACCACUCGUGAAGAGUGGAUGCUUGUUUACAUGAUUGCUUUAUUUUUGCAUUGCAUAUUUCUUAAUAUAAUUGAUCCUUGUUGCUUAAUGUUUGAUGCAUAAUGGGGGGAUAAAUAAUUGUUAGGAAACCCGACUCACUGAGCAAAAUAGUUGCUCAUUAGACUCUUUGUUUUGUAGGUAACCCGUAGUAGUAGGUUCCAUUGGGAUCAGAGGAGCACAAAGCUGUUGGUGUAGAUUUGCUACCUUUUGCAAACAUGUACGUUUUGUAAUAUGUAAGAUAUGGUUUUGAACUUCGGCCGAGCAUGUAUAAAGUUUUGAUGUGGUUGAUUUAAAGUAUAUGAAUAAGAAAAGGUUUGUGAAAUGCUUGGAUUCCAUAUGAUACUAGUCCUAGUCUGGGACGAACUAACUAACGGUUUCAAGCGCGGGUUGAAAAGCCUUAACUUGGAAUCGCUAGGAAACCCGUUCUUGGACAUAUGAUCUUAGGAUUUCGGAUCUCAUCUGGGAACCUCGGAUCAAAUGUUCGGGCACGUGGUAGUAGUAUCUUCGAUCUAGUUAGAGUUCUUUAGUUCGUCGUGCAUGUUCUUGUUUGAUUGGUGCAUGGCAAACUAAUUAACUUUUAUUUAUUCCGGAUCGGGGGAGUUACAACGAAGGUGGUAUCAGAGCAUGGUUCACUCUGCUCACUUGGGAACAUGUUUUCAAUAAUUUAUCGAGUCAAAGGUGUCGCAAAAGGUAGAAUAGGAAACCAACAUGCUCCUUUGUUAGAUAAGUUGAGAUUAGUACUUACCAUGGGUUGUACUGCAGUAUGUUUCCAAGACGUACAAGGUGUGAGGAACCAAUGAUGACACCACCAAGAUAUGGACAACGUAAUUCUGAAAACCGCAGAGUCUAUUCAAACCUUGAGGUAACAGAUGAUUCUGCGAUAGCACAAGGAAAUAACCAUUGCUAUGAACACGAACAUGAGUCGACCGGGAGAAAUCCGACGGAUUCACUUAUGGGCUAUGAGCAAGAAGAACGAUAUGAGGAUCUGAGGGAGAGGAAUCACGCACCUGAUAUGUAUGGAUCAAGGCGGAAUUAUGCAACAACACAUAAUCCAAGGCGGAAUGAAUCUGAGUUCAUGCACCGGGAAAGGACGCCCGAGCCACGUUGUAGGAAAGAACAGAGGACAGCUGAGAGUUCUGAUCCUCUUAUAGUAUUAGUACAAGGCUUGCUAGAUAGACUUGAUCAUAGAACCUGUGAAUCAUCAGAGCGAAGACCAUCCUCUCCUCCUGAUUACCUGAAGAUGGUCACGUUAAUGAAGAAAUUUGGAACCGUUAGAUAUCCUGGAGGAACAGAUCCCUUCGAAGCGUCAACAUGGCUGAGGAAUUUGGAGAAACACUUUCGGGCCAUCCACUGCCCUGAUAAUUUCAAGAAGGAUGUGGCAAUAUACUACUUGACUAAAGAUGCUUCUGGUUGGUGGGAUAACGUGGAAGAAUACUAUAUGGGAAGAGAGAUCGACUGGGAAGAUUUUAAAAUGAAAUUUGAACGGAAAUACUUCCCACCUGAAGCAAAAGACAGGCUGGAGAUUCAAUUCUUGGAGUUAACUCAAGGCAACCGGAAAGUCAGGGAGUAUGAGGCAGAGUUUACAAAGCUAAGGAAAUAUUCUCCUUAUGGAGCAAGGAAUGAAGGUGCACUAAUUCAAAGGUUUAUAAGAGGAUUGCGAGCGGAUUUGGCUAGCCGAUUGCAAGUAGUGAAGUUUCAUAGCCUUUAUGAAUUGGCGGAGAUAGCGGUAAAUGUUGAAGAAGGUAUGGAAAAGGAGCAAGCCAUGAUGAAACAUGCAGAGCCAUCUCGCAGAACUGAAGGGCUAGGAGUACGAAGAAUGAAUAAUAAAGGACAAUUUAAUCGAGGGAGAGGCCCAGGAAGAAGGAAUGACAGACGGUUUACGAAUGGCCCAGAUGUGUGUUACACUUGUGGUGGUACAGGACAUUUUUCUAGCAGUUGUCCUUAUAGUCAGGGAAGAAAAGCCCCUGAUUAUAUUACUUGCUUCUCGUGUGGUGAGAAAGGGCAUUACGCCAACAGUUGUCCCCAUAAGAAACAAGUUACGCUUCCAGCACCACCCACUAGACUAGCGAUUGAACCAGCCCCGAAGCGCCAGGCAGUUGGAAAGCAAGUGAAUGCUUUAGAGUUAGGAAAACCUGAACCACAACAGCCCCAUCAGGGACCGAUCACAGGUAAGUAGGGUUUUAACUCAUUGCUUGUUUGUGUGAAUUUGAUGCAUGAAAUAUAAAAUGUGAAAUAAAUAUUGUUUAGGAACAUUGUGUGUUGGUGGAGUUUAUGUGCAUGUUCUCUUCGACUCGGGUGCCACACAUAGCUUUGUGAUACCCGAGGUAGUGUCGAGUUUUAGGGAACCUUUACUAGAGUAAAGGUAGGUGUUUCAGUUAGAACCCCUGGGAACCAUAACCUUCGUGCCGAUAGUUGUGUACUUGGGAUUCUAAUCUAUGUGGGAUCAAUGGUCUGUCCGGCAGACCUGCUAGUUGUUCCUUUAGGACAACACGUGAUUUUGGGCAUGGACUGGCUGUCGAGAUACUACGCACAGUUGGAUUGUGGUCGAGGAAGAAUUACACUUGAAGAAAGCGGACAACCAUCAACGACAUACUAUGGAAUAUGUCCAAGUGCUGGAGUGUCACUUGUAUCUGCCUUAAGAGUUGAGAAAGAUUUGAUCGAGGGCGAGGUAUAUCUUGUAACUCUAACUACCCUUGGAGGAGAAUUGAAUGAAAGGACAAAGUCGGAAGAGAUAGCAGUAGUAAAAGAAUACCAUGAUGUAUUCCAGCCAUUGGAAGCAGUGCCUCCACCACGAAGUGAUCCUUUCACCAUUACAUUAGAGCCGGGAGCAGCCCCAAUAGCUAAGGCACCUUAUCGAAUGGCUCCAGCUGAGCUUGCUGAAUUAAAGAAGCAGUUGGAAGAUUUGAUAGAAAAAGGAUUUAUCAGACCGAGUUCUUCACCAUGGGGAGCACCAGUCUUAUUUGUAAAGAAGAAAGACGGUACCAUGCGGUUAUGCAUCGAUUAUAGAGGGAUUAACAAUGUUACAGUAAAGGACAAGUAUCCCUUGCCAAGGAUCGAUGAAUUGUUGGAUCAGCUUCAGGGGGCAAGCUGGUUCUCAAAGAUAGAUUUGGCAUCAGGAUAUCAUCAAAUCCCAAUAUCAGAGUCUGAUAUCAUGAAGACGGCUUUUAGGACCCGAUAUGGCCACUAUGAAUUUGUGGUAAUGCCUUUUGGUCUUACUAAUGCGCCGGCUGCUUUCAUGCGCUUGAUUAAUGAUAUAUUUCGUGAUUACUUGGAUAAAUUUGUAAUCAUCUUUAUUGAUGAUAUACUUAUUUAUUCCAAGAGUAAAGAGGAACAUGCAGUGCACCUCCAAAAGGUGUUAGAGCGAUUAAGAAGCCAUAAGUUGUUCACCAAGUUUAGUAAAUGUAGUUUCUGGAAAAGGGAGAUUGGAUUCUUUGGUCAUCGAGUGUCAGAGAAGGGAGUUGCAGUAGAUCCUGAAAAGGUUAAAGUAGUUAAGGACUGGCCACGCCCUACCAGCGCUACCAAGGUUCGAAGCUUUUUAGGAUUGGCUGGGUAUUAUCGAAAGUUUGUGAGGAACUUUUCCAUCAUGGCCAAACCCUUGACGAGGCUGACUGGGAAAGAUAUAUCAUUUGAAUGGGAUAAGAAGAGGAAAAGGCUUUUACACAAUUAA